Molecule: messenger RNA, 1174 nt
Organism: Macrosteles quadrilineatus (aster leafhopper)
Lineage: Eukaryota; Metazoa; Arthropoda; Insecta; Hemiptera; Cicadellidae
Product: ribosome biogenesis regulatory protein homolog
Exons: 7
Coding region: 86-1147 (353 amino acids)
Biological process (GO): ribosome biogenesis; ribosomal large subunit export from nucleus; endonucleolytic cleavage in ITS1 to separate SSU-rRNA from 5.8S rRNA and LSU-rRNA from tricistronic rRNA transcript (SSU-rRNA, 5.8S rRNA, LSU-rRNA)
Cellular component (GO): preribosome, large subunit precursor; nucleolus; nucleus
Molecular function (GO): protein binding
Source: RefSeq, a predicted model, not a curated record
AACACUGGACCUCACCUAACCUUUAUCUAUAAUUACAUGCUAUUGUAUUUCUAUUUAGAGUUGUAGGCCUAAGUUAAUUAUUUUAAUGGAGAGUGUAGAUAUAGUAACUGAGGCGCUUGAAAAAGCAGCGAAACAACAUGAGAAGUACAAACCCAUUACAGUUGAUAAACUAAUUGAAUUGACAUACGAUCUAGGAACACUGCUAGCAUCUGAUAUCAAUGACUUGGAUGUUAAAGAAUUGAGGUCAAACAAGGAAAAGUAUCUAAAAAGUCUUGCCCGAGACAACACCCAGUUGCUUUUCAACAAAAUUUGGGAACUUCCAACAGAAAAUGUAGAGGAUGCCAUUGUUGUUAACCUCCCAGACCAAAAGUACGUCCUACCCCGAGAAAAAAGAAUCCCUAGACCCAAACCUCUGACAAAAUGGCAAAAGUUUGCACAAGAGAAAGGACUUAAGAAGACUAAAAAAUCCAAAUUGACUUGGGAUGAUGUUCUCAAGAAAUGGGUGCCAAUGCACGGUUACAAGCGAGCAGCUGCCGAAAGGGAAAGAGAGUGGUUGGUGGAGGUUCCACAGAACGCAGACCCUUACACAGACGUCUUUGGGGAUAAGGCUGCCCUAAAGAAAGAAAAGGUGGCUAAGAAUGAGUUCCAGCGGCUGAGAAACAUCGCUGUUGCUAAGAAAGUAAAGGUGCCUCGAGUGGGAAUACUACCUGCAGAGAAAUUACCAGUUGAUCAGUUGAGGACUGCAGCCUCAGUUGCCAGAGUUUCCACAGCCUCCAUUGGAAAGUUUCAGCCCAAGUUGCCCAAAGAGAAGAAAGCUGCUACGGGAUCCACUGAGAAAGCCUUGCCCGGCAUAAGGAAAAGAAAACCUCCUCCUUUGAGACCAGCAGAAGAAAAGAAAUCCAAUCUUAACAUUAUCGACUCAAUCCUCAACAAGAGGCCAAAACUUGAUAUGGAAAAGGCAGUCAACAAACACAUGUUUGAGGAACAGAGACAAGAGUCAACCGAGAAGAAAAAGAAAAGCCAAGGAAAAGGAAAGAAAAGAUCAACUUUUGGAAACAAAAAAGGAAAAGGAGCUGGAAAACCAGGCAGUAAACCUGCGGGUGGAAAGGGGAAGAGAACACAAAUGGGGGGAAGAAAAAGGCGAUAGCUGUACAAAUAAAAUGUUUUUAACGGA